CGAGACGACGAUCAACGAGAUCAAGUGAAAAACCAGAAAUCGACCAGCCGCCGAGCAAACGGAAGCAGACGACAAACGCGCCGCAGUGCCUUGCUUGCUUGCUAGAAACGCGCGUUAUGUAAGCGUUUGACAUUGUUUCGCCACUUUGGCUGCCAAAUAAUUGCAGUUGUGCCGAUUAAGAUCGACUAAAAUAUCUUUAGUUUAAUAAAAAUUUUCGCCAGUGAAAAAGUGCUGUAAUUAAAAGUUAACGAAACGCGUGCGUGUAACGCACAGAAAAUUUUCAAAAAUAACACAGAGCAGCACCUCCCUGGGCUGGCUGUUUGGCUGCUUGGCUAUCUGGCUGGCUCGCUGGCUGACUAACUUAACUUGCACAUCUUGUUCAUAUUUUGGGAAUUAGUGUGGCAAAUAAACACACACACACACGCAUAUAAGCAAAGCUAAACUACACAAAUACAUACAGGCAAAGAGAUACUGGCAACUCAAUAUUGCCUGUCAACGAAUUUGUGUGUAUUUUGAUUAAUUAGUGUAUGUGUGUGUAUUGGUGCGCGCUGCUUGAUUAAAACACAACAACAACAAGCAUAAAUUGCAUUUUGGCGAGGAAGCAAACAAAAAUUUGUUAAGACAACUAAGGAAGUAGCGGCACAAAUAGCGGACAGUUUGACUCGACCAGAUAGAAAUAUGGCGACGCAUUCGAAUGCGAACACUUUUUCAACCAAACUAAAUCGUAAUGUCUUGACUAUGCCAAAAUGGGUGACGGAAACCCACGAUCGCAUCGGCCCGAAACCACCACCGCCACCAUCACCCACGACGUCGGAAAAUACCCUCAAAGUGCCAGUAUUGCCACCGAAAACAAAAAAUCUACCCGAGCCCGAUUACGAAGUUAUCGAGUUCUCUGGCCAGCAAUACUCGAAUGAAGUUCUCAAAGCGGGCAGUCGUUCGAAAACUCCAAGCACACCAGAUGCAAAACUGAAAUGUACGCUCUGCGGUUCGCAUAAUCCCUGGGUCACAUGUGAGGAGUGCGCACAGCAGAUCUUUUGCGCUUCAUGUGACGAUAUGUUUCAUAAGCAUCCCAAGAGGCGUACGCAUGUGCGAAAGGCCAUUGACCAAAGCCGUCCACCAUUGCCGCCGAAAAUUUUACCCGGACAAAAUGGACCAACACCACCGGUGGCGCCACCAAGACGCAAGGCACGCGGAUUUACACCACUACUGCCGCGCAAGGAACAGGUCAACACGAAUACGCUGCCAAUACCGCCCUCGCCGACACCCUCAUUGAGGAGCACCUCCUGGCAGGAUCGCGUUAGUUCACUCAAAAGCGGAUUGAAUCUGAUGAAUCGCCCUUUACCCGAUACACCGAAGACGCCGACCAGCGAGCACACAUCGUCACGUUCGGUCACACCCAAGUCGGUCUUCGAUAGCAUACAACGUCCACCGUCCGUCACAUUGGAGAAGAUCAAGAGUAAGGCUAGCGCCACAUUGGAUCGUAUGACCUUGCUGCAGCAACGCUAUCGUCAACACAAAGAGGAAAGUCUGAAGGGCAACACAGAUCAUAGCGGUUCUGUUACAGAUCAGAACCUCUCAUUCGAUCAAUGGUCAACCAUCUCACCGUCGCCAUCACAUUUUCGCUCAGGCAGCAUGUCGUCCGGGAUCAAUUCAUCUCAUUUUGACCUCACGGAUGAUACACAUUUUCACAAUAUGUUUAAUCAACGGCAGAUGCAUACGGCCGCGGCACAACAGCAACGCGCCAAUGGUCAAUUGGGCACACGUGGCAUGAGCACGUCCGUCUUCAAUUUGAAUCACAUAAAUCGACGCGCGCCAGAGCCACAGCAUGCGUGGAUGAAUAAUCCGAUGCAGCAGGCUCAGUCCAUGGCUCAUCUGAACUGCGCAACCUGUGCCAGCCCACAGCCCAAUGCCUGGCAUGCCCAUCAACAACGCAUGCCAAUGAAUAUGCCGAGCGCGGAAUGGGGUAAUCAAUUCAACUCACAGCAACAGCUUAAUCGCUCAAAUUUAUCACUCAAUGUUGGCGCCGGCUAUAUGUUGCCACAUCACCAUGGCGCUGGUGGCAUGAUGGCGCCACCACCAGUUUUCAUGAACCAAACAGGCAUGAUGGCGGGCAUGUAUCCUUAUCCCUACAAUGCGGGUAUGCCAGUUAUGAAUCCAGGUCUGAUGGGCAUGCCACCGCCCACGCGUUCACGCGCCACCUCACGAGCCGGAUCACGCGCCGUUUCACCGGCGAUGAGUCGCAAAUCUAUGCCGGUGCGCCGAAAACAACGCACCACCAGUUAUGUUGAGGAUGAACUCACCGAUGAUGAAGACUCCGAUCAAGACGAUCGACGUUCGAUUGUUUCAAAUCGUUCCGGCAUGACUAACACGCUACGCGCACGUCAACGACGCAUAUCGAGUGCUUCUCAGCUGUUGGAUGAUGAAAGCGAAACGAAUCCACGGCAAACACGCGGAAAGCUACGUGAUACACGUGAUCGCCGCGGUUCAAUUGCUAAGUCAGUGCAAAGUGAUUGGUUACCUGGUCGACGGACGACAGUGAAUCAAAAUAACACUGGCAACCGUCAGAAUGAACCGGGUUUUAUCAACACACUCAAGCCCACGCGCAUUUAUUCAGACUUAGACUCAGAAUCAUCGGGCACACGUGCAUUGGUGCAGGCUAAAAUACAAGAGAAACUGGAUAAGGGUACAAAGCGUAGCAGUUCCAAAGAGAAAGCAGCGGAGGCUGCGCGUCUAAAACCCACUAAAGUUUCUACAGAAGUGCAAGCAGGCGGUAGUCGAACGAUUACUAAAACGAACGCUGAAACUGAAACGAAAACUGUGGCAGCCGAAAAAUCGGAGAUCAUGAAAAGCCAAACGAACAAUGCCGAAGAGACUGAGGAGGAAGAGGAAGAAGAAGAGGAGAGCGGUAGUGAAGAGACUGAAAGUGAACAGGAAGAGGUGGCUGCGGUAGAGCCAGAUACUGUUGAAGGCAAACGCAUAGAGGAAGACAAUGCACCACAAGUAGUGCCCGCCGAUGAAGCAAACGAAGAUGACUUAGGCCCACCACCUUCAACACCAGACCAUGAAUGGGAGUGCGAGUUCUGCACAUAUGUUAACGAACCCAACGUGAAGAUCUGUUUGAUCUGUUGCAAGACACCUAGCAGUGUGCCGCGCAAGACCUCUACUACAACGGCUCCCACAGAAACCCUCAUAGUUGAGGAACGACCAACAAUGGUUAAAGAUAAACCAUCCGUCAGUCCAGAAAGACCUACCGCAUACAAAGAGAAACGAUCCAGUAGCACAGAACGAACGAAAGACAAACCGAAAGACAAAGUUAAAGAGAAAACAAAAGACAAAGUACACAGUACAACCAACAGCACCACCGCAUCUACUGGCACGGUAACCACUGCACCAAAACGCAAAACUGGCGUCACACAGAGUAUCAUAACUAAUCUGACGAACGGCAUAUCGAAGCUCAAGAUCACCUCAUCCGAGAAUGAAUCGGAUAACUCAGCGCUAGCGAAGAAGAAAGAAACCGUUGAAGAUGUGUGGGCCGCUUUAGAUGAUAACAUACAGACCACAGCUAAUGAGGUAAUGCGUAAAGCGGAAAAGUCCAAGCAGAGCAACAAGGUCUCAACUAGUUGCGGCACUUCACCCGUAAGGGAAGUGACGAAAACUAGAGAUAUCUCAAAGAUGCAACGAAAUGUGAAGGAGACCGGCACUUCACCGCCACCGCAAAGUAUUUCGACUCAAACCUACGAUACGGUACCUUUACGGCAACGCGAACCAAGUGUAACAGAAACUAUGCCCACUGGAAGUAGCAGUAUGUUUUACAACGAAAAUACACAGCUACAUCGUGAAGUACCCUCACCUCUAAGUGUUUUCUCGCCAGAUACGCCGCACUACGAGCCUAGGCACAAAGAGCCCGAAACUGAGCUAUUUAUACUACUGAAGGAAGCGGAGCUCUACAAAUUCACACCCGAAGAACUACAUGCGGCGCUCAAGUACUGCGGUCCUUCAGUACAUCCGGUACAAUGGUUACGUGAAAACUGGCACAAGCUCAUACAGACCGUACAAAGUUUGUCGACGAAAUAUGGACAGGAACGUGUUGAGAAUAUUAUUGGCACUGUAUCACAGGGUGAGGCAAGAGAUGCACUACGUCAACAUGGCGGUAAUAUAUGGCAGGCAGUAUCGGAAUGUAUUGAACAGCGACAGCGGAAGUACCGCGAGAUCUCAAGUAAGGGCAAUUACUCGCGUGAAGACAUCGUAACUGCGCUGACGAUACAUCAAGGUAAUGCGGAUCUGGCGUUACUGGACUUGGGACGUACGCAGUUGAAGCCAUUCUUAAUGCGCAUACGUGGCUCACCAGCUGGUGUAGAGAAUGAGAGUGGCGCAAAUUUUUUUGGCGGCAACUCAGUGGAGCAUACAAUUCAACCAGAAAUUCAUGAUUUCCUCAGCGCAAACGCUUCGGAAUGCUAUCAAACACCAAAUGCAGCUGGUGCCGCUUUCAUAACCGAUCAUCCCACGCUGUCACACGCAUCAUCUACUAACGAAUUACGUAAUACCAUGUACGAUAGCAUUUACCGUCAUAGUCCUUAUAGUAGAGAGGCAUCAUCAAGCCGAUUUCAUCUAGACGAUCCCGCAUUUAAUAAUCAAAACAUGCUAAAAGAUCUCGAAACACUUAUUGGUAAUAUUGAACAAAAUCAAGCGAAGCAGAGUGAGCCGAUGCUCAAAACUAUGGAGUCGAUGUUGGCCAAUAGUUUAGGCAAGAGUGAAAUGGAUAAUGAAAAUGAUCCCGAAAUGAUGCGCAUACUAAUGAAAAGCCCCAUCACUACCUUACAUGCCAAGCGUAUGACUUCCGAAUCAAAUAGCAGAACUCAGAGUCAACUGGAUGUGAAGAACUUUGUUUGGCAGCAUAUUCAAGAAAUAGUACCGAACUUGGUGCAACAAGUGGAGUUAGAACUCAUGGAAGAAGAUGCAAUGGAAGUCAAUGAAGUUAAAGAUACUCCAUUAGAGCAAAAGGUAACACCACCAGAGCCACCACCAAUCGAUGCUGAAGAAUUCAUAUUGGAGGAAGUCAUUGGACCAAAUAUUAAAGAAGCAUCAAUACGAGAGUUGGUGCCACCCGAGUUUAUAUAUGCGGCAGAAAUUGCCACUUUCCGCAUGGAAUUCGAUCGCGCAUUAGAUAGAGAUCAUGAGGAUGAGUUCGAAUUCGACAGCUUUGAAGAUGCUGAAAGAAGUAUAUAUAAAAUGUAUCACGCUCCUGAGGAAACGAAAGUAACUCUAGAAAGUAAGGCAGUUCCAGAGAUAGAAACCGAACACGAGCAAAUUGCAGAGGAGAAUAUAAUCGCAAAUGAAACUCGUCCUCAUGAAGUACAAGAAAUAAGAGCUGAUAUCGAAAGUACAACAACAAAUCAGAAAACGAUGGGAAAUGAGACGCAAGUAUCAGCACAAGCUGAACUCAUGGAAGACAGUGCAGCAACAGUACUUGAAAGUAAGGUUAUUCCACCAAGGACAGCUGAAACUGAAGAGACAGUUCAUGAAAUAGUUGAGUUAGCAAAUGAAUCCGUAGCCAUAACCAACGAAGAAACUUCUACGGCACUAACGGUUAAUGAAAACUCGGAGGUACCAAUAGCGAUUUCAAAUAUUGCUCCGAUCGAAACGCAGACUACAACAACCAUAGCAGAAACACAAAACCCUUUUAUAGAUGAAACCGCCAACUUCAGCAUGGAAACGUCUGUAGCUACUGCCAUAGAGUCACAUGCGCCCCAGAAAAUAGAACAACCAGCUGCUGGAAACUCUGUUGAAACUACAAGACUGAGAAGAAAUGAAAAGAUGCAGAAACGUCAGAGAAAGAGUCAGUUACAAAAGAAUGCGAAUAGCUCUGAAGCAAAAGCAACGGCGGCUAUUCGAGGAAAUGCUAGUAUGGACCGAAAGAAAAUAACUGAGCUAGGAACUCAAAACGAGGCCAUAAAGAAUGAGGGUUUAACAAAUAACAACGGAGCUAUGUCUCACCAUCAAACUCCAGAAUCGGCUGAGGAUCAACAGGCAGAUACGAACAAUCCACUUAACGCAGAAAAUAUUACAGCAAAUCAACAAGUUUUAGAUACCAAAGAACGUCAACCGAAAGUGUCGAGAAUUCCCGUACGUCGUAGCGCAAGUCGACUUUCUGGUGAGCAAAGAACAAAACACCCUAGUCAACUAACUAUUGUUCAAGCUAGUAACAAACUAACAACUGAGAAUGAAGUCCAAGCAACUAACAAUCCUCGAGAUGCAUUAGAACAAGAGGUCAUUUUAAGUCAAGCAGGUGGAGAAGCAGAGGAUAUAAAUAUGAUUUUAGAGAACGAUGCAAUUAAUGGAAACACUAUAGGGGAAGAAAACCAGAUAGAUAAUAAUAUGGAGAGUUUGUCCGAAAAAUUGGGAGAAACAAAUCAAGAACUAAAUGAAGUCGUCGAGGAACAAGCUUCUCAGAUAUUAACUGCAGAAGUCAACUUCGCGGACAACGCGACUUUCGCGCACACGGAAACAGUUAAAGCUGAGGAGCCACUAAUAAAUGGGAUAAUACAAACUCUUCCAAGAGAUGAAGACUUAACACAUCACAUGACUACUGAAACCCCAGGAAAUACCAACUAUAAUAAACACAACCAAUUGGAAAGCGAGAUGACUUUGGACGAGGACAGGACUCAAACAGAGACUGAAACAGAAGCAGAAGGUCAAAAUACUGAAUUAACUGAAGAACUAUCUACUAGUACUACAAAAUUUGGAGAUAAUACUGAAGAACUCAACAACCAGACAAACGAAAAAUCACUUCCGGUGAUAAUGUCUGAACCAGAAGCCAGCACUCAAGAACUUCAAACCCAAAACAAAGAAGGUCCACCGUUGCAGGCAACAGUCUAUGAGACAACUCAGGCAGAAAAUAAUUCCCAAGAAAGUGCACAAGAUACUGAAAAACAAAAUGUUUCGCAAUUAACAGUUGGAGAAACUGUACAAGUAGAAAUCAGCUCUGAAGGAAUUGUGCACCGAGUGGAUGAAAAGGUAAUCUUGCUGAUGCCGGCUGAGCAAAUCAUUCAAGCAGAAACUGAAGGAAAUAUCAACCGAACUGUGAUAGAAGAUGUGGAUACAACUAGGCACGACGAGACGACAAAUCAACUCGACUAUGUUGGAGAAUCCUCUGUACAAGCUGCUUCUGAGAAGUCGGCACAAGAAGACACAAUAAGUUCAAACGUAGAAGAAUCCAGCAAUCAAUCAACUUCAAAGGAAACUACUCAAACUGAAAGCACCGCAGAAGUACAGAAUAGUGAAUUACCAACUAACGAAGUAUUUCAAGAUGCAGCUGAGCUUUCCGCGGAUGAAGAAAUUGACAAUAAUACAAGCAGACCCGCUUCCAAACUCGAAAGCCAUGAUGGUAACGAAACAUCUGAUGCUGAGUUAUAUAGCGUUGAAAGUGAAUUCUCUAGUCAGGGACAAUCACGUUCUGUGACUUCGGAUAAUGCUGUAUUGCUUAAGGUCGACAACACAACAGAAUUGCCAUUACAACAAUCCACAAGCGACACAGCGAUAGAUGCAAAUCUCAGCAAGACGACAAGACAGACUGCACCUUUGGAGUUUGUGCUUUCUCCAGAUGCCUCAAAACAAAAUCUCUCCGAGCUCGUUGAAGACACACAACGCCUGAUUAAGCAAAUGAAAGACGAAAUAAAUAUAGAGGACUUCGAAUCUUCCGAAGAGGAGUACACCGACGAGUAUACAGAUGAAGAUGAAUAUGAUGAUGAUGAUGAGGAAUAUGAUGAAGAUUGGGAAGGCUCGCUGGAAGAAGAAGACACAGAAUAUGAUGAGGGUGAGCUAACUGAGGACGAUAUAGAUGAUGAGGAUUAUUUUAAUGAAGAAGAUGAGGAAGGUUUGAGUGCUGAAGAUGCGGAAGGUGAAGUUAAAGAAGACAAUACCGCUGCGGACAAAGUAAACGAAAUUAUAGAUAAAGUUUCUAGAGCUCCUGGCGAAGAAAAUAAUACGGAACAUGAAAGUGAAAAUAUUAGUGCCACGCAUACCAAUGAGAAAGACACUAUCAUUACCCCAUCAUCUCAUACCGAAAUCACAAUAACCGUCGAUACCCCAAACUCAAACUUAAUUGAUACAAAUCAUGAAGUCGCCAACAAUGCUUUAUUGACCACGCUUGAAAAUGAAAUUGUGCCUGAUUCUAAUGCUAAUGCUAACCCAAUAGAGUCUUCAACUAACGAAAUCGAAACAGAGAAUCAAACACCCGAACUGCCCGUAGAAACCGUACUGUUAAAUGAAAAGAGUAUUACAACAACAUCAGACAGUACAAGCAAUGAUGAUAAGGUAGACACAACUGCCUCAACUGAGUUGCGAAUUGAGAACGAAGUACAAAUUGAGACAAUUCCAGUCCAAAACCAAGAAGGUGAAGAUCAAAAUAUAAGCAUAGAGAUUAUCCCUGCUGAAAAGGCGAUCAACGUUUUAAACCAAAAGACUACAAAAGACCCCGAAGAACAAAACUCAAGCAAGAUUUUGGAAUCUAAACCUGCCACAAGUCCGAAAACUGGCGUUGUAAGUAAGAUACCACAAAUAAGAAACGAUGCCCGCGAAGCGUCCACUUCGAAAGCUGCCCGAAACGCUUUGAACAAUGCACGAAACGAUAAACUUACCACACCAAAGAACAGUGUAACGACUGUUAAAGCUCAAGCUGAAAAACCGAAACCCAAGGAAAGUAAAAUACCAAAACAGGCAGCAAAAAAGGUACCCUUGCGCUCGAAAUCCUUCUCCGGACCACCAGGUCCCAUUGGCAUUUCUUCGGUAAAGACCAUACAGCAAAAGUUUCUGAAUCAGCAAAAACAGUUAACCACGCGUGUAGAACCAACCAAAAAUCCACCAAAUGUAGUACGUAAGAAGUCAAUAACCGAAGCUAUUACUAAAUUUAUGCCCAGCACUUCAGCGGGUGCCAGUAGUUCUACAGCUACUGCGGUAACCAGCAUUUUCCGCACCCAUCCACGUAUACCUAAGAAGAAAUAUCACGAGACAUGCUUUUCAGAUGAUGACUUUGAGACGACGACGAGUGAGGAAGAACCGGAACCGCUGGAGAUACGUCAACGUAAGAUAAGUGUGCCAGUUUUUCGGGCAUACCCCAGCGUACAGGAGCCGGAAGUUGUGCCCCCAGAGGUGCUCGUUCAAAAAUUCAUCGAAGAAAAGCUAGUCGCAAAUAUUGCUGAAGCGCAAAUAGCCGCCACUUUGGUAAAUAUGCGGUUCCAACAGGAUGUUUCACUGUGGGCGGCCAAGGAAUGUAGUGACCUUGACCAAGCCAUCUCUAUGCUACAGCAAGAGUGCGAACUCUGCAUGGGCACAUAUCCCAUGAAUCAAAUUGUCUCAAUGCUCAAAUGUACGCACAAAUGUUGCAAACAAUGUGCCAAAACAUAUUUCACAGUGCAGAUUACCGAUCGCAGCAUCAACGACUGCACUUGUCCGUUCUGUAAGCUACCCGAAUUACACGGACAUAACGAGCAUGAGGACGAGAAUUUAGAAUACUUCUCGAAUUUGGAUAUCUUUCUGAAGAGCAUUUUGGACGAAGAAGUGCAUGAGUUAUUCCAGCGAAAGCUAAGAGAUCGCACAUUGUUGCAAGAUCCGAAUUUCAAGUGGUGCAUACAGUGCUCAUCCGGUUUCUUCGCGCGGCCCAAACAGAAGCGACUCAUUUGUCCAGACUGUGGUUCCGUGACAUGUGCGCAGUGUAGAAAGACGUGGGAAAAGCAACACGAGGGUAUUUCGUGUGAACAAUUCAAGGAAUGGAAGGAAGCCAACGAUCCGGAAGUGCAGGCACAAGGAGUUCAAGAGCAUUUGUCGCAAAAUGGCAUUGAUUGUCCGAAAUGUAAAUUCAGAUACUCGCUAGCCAGAGGUGGCUGCAUGCAUUUCACUUGCACCCAAUGCAAGUAUGAAUUUUGCUAUGGUUGUGGCAAACCUUUCAUGAUGGGCGCCAAAUGUACCAUAUCCUCGUAUUGCGCCAAACUGGGUCUGCAUGCACAUCAUCCGAGGAAUUGUCUUUUCUAUUUACGUGACAAGUUACCCAUACAAUUGCAAAUGUUACUUAAACAAAAUAAUAUACAAUACGAUGAAGAUCCUACAGAGUUGUCUGGCAACCACGUGGAAGAUGCCUCAACGUCCACACCGAAAGUGCCACGUUGUCCAAUUCCCUUGCAAAAAGAGACUCCCACCGGUAUGGUAGACACAGUAUGCAGUGGAGAGGUGCCAGAUAAACAUGCUGGCAUGUGUCGCACCCAUUACGUCGAGUACUUGACCGCCAAAGUGGCUAAAGCGCGCAUUGAUCCACUGCCCAUAUUCGAUCUAACCGAUUGUGUGCAAGAGUUACGACGACGAGAUAUACGACUGCCGGAACGAGGUCCAUGGGAUACAGAUGAAAUCUACAAGGGCAUGUGUUCUGAGGUUAUAAAGAAAAAUAUUCCGCUGGAAACGACAUGAGACAGUGUGCUGCAAGCGACUUGGACCAAUCCACCAGAUACCCAACCAUAGGCGAGCAACAUAUGAACGAUAUAUGUAUGUACGAGCGAACGAUGUUGUGGACUGCAAAUAUUUAGGAGGAAGAAGCGGAAAAAAUUAAAAUUGAAAAAACACAAAAAUAAUGUAUUAUUUUCAACAAUAUUUUCUUUUUUCUUAUUUUCCACUUGUUCAUUUCCUUAUGUAUGUUUAUAUUCGUCGCAGUCCACUGUAUUUCUCUUAUCCACGCUACUAAUCCAUAUUACUACGAGUAAAUGUUCAAUUUAUAUUUUCUAAAGCUUAACUAGUGAAUAAAGUAUAUACAGAAAGAUAAA
Bactrocera tryoni is the source of this 10805-nucleotide messenger RNA. RefSeq names its product E3 ubiquitin-protein ligase lubel (gene LUBEL). Gene Ontology annotation, molecular function: zinc ion binding; K48-linked polyubiquitin modification-dependent protein binding; linear polyubiquitin binding. Bases 679 to 10455 code for a protein of 3258 amino acids. Gene Ontology annotation, biological process: protein linear polyubiquitination. NCBI's taxonomy places the organism in Eukaryota, Metazoa, Arthropoda, Insecta, Diptera, Tephritidae. Gene Ontology annotation, cellular component: LUBAC complex. The transcript is spliced from 21 exons. The record is from RefSeq and is a predicted model, not a curated record.